AUGUAUUACAAUAAAUUGGUUCUCAUUGUGGCCGUAACAAUAAUAUAUUUUGCUUCUGUGUUUGGUGAGGACGAAGAGAAACUUAGUUGGAAGGAAGACGAUGGAUUGGAGAUUAAGAUAAUAAAACCAAUCAAGCCAGAAAAAUGUAAGAUGAAAAGCCAGCCGGGUGAUAUCGUUGAACAGUUCUACAAAUUAUCCGACAAGGAUGGACAAACAAUAGGAUCCAAUUUCGGCAAGAAACCAUACACAUUUACACUUGGUAAAAAUCAAGUUAUCAGUGGCAUGGAUCGCGCUAUGACCGGUAUGUGCAUCGGUGAAAAGAGGAAAGUGAUCAUUCCAGCACAUUUAGGGUUCGGUGAUAAUGGUCGUGACAGAGAUAAUAUAAAAGGUGGACAAACACUGUAUUAUACAGUACAACUUGUAGAUCUGUUUAGACCGGUACCCGGUAACUCCUGGACCACUGAAGAUGGUUUAAAAAUUGAGGUGACACAUAAAAUUGAUAAGAAGGAAUGUCGUAAGGCAGAGAAAGGUGAUACAAUUCAUCAGCACUAUACGCUUCACUUAGAACAUUUCGAUGGAACAUUUGUUGAUUCAAGUUUCAGCCGAAAUACGCCAUUCAUUUUUAAACUUGGAAAGGGAGAGGUGAUCGAAGGUAUGGAUCGAGCAAUGAAUGGUAUGUGUGAAGGAGAGAGACGAAAAGUGGUCAUUCCAUGGAAAUUAGGAUAUGGUGCUGAAGGUCGGAAGCCAUCGAUACCUGGCAAAGCUGACUUGUACUUCGAUAUCGAGCUUCAUAAGUUAAUUAAACAUGAUGAGUUAUGA
Cercopithifilaria johnstoni is the source of this 819-nucleotide messenger RNA. Lineage: Eukaryota; Metazoa; Nematoda; Chromadorea; Rhabditida; Onchocercidae. The record is from the annotation of a GenBank genome assembly.